AUGAUUACAGACAGCAACCUCCAUCUGUUGGGCGACUGCUUCAAACAACUGCGCACGCUCGACCUGGGCGACAACGACAUCUGUGUCCUGGAAGACGUACUAACUACGCUUCGGGACCUGAAACAUCUCCGCAGCCUACGUCUAGAGGGAAACCCAUGCUCUAUGUGCGAGGUGUACCGUGAGGCCGUGAUCCUGAACGCGCCCAGUCUGCACUUCCUGGACGACAUCGAGCUGUGGAACAUGGACCGAUACGUGCCCGACGACCUGGACAUGCGGCCCCACCUGUCGAAGGGCGUGCUGCUCUUCUUCUGCUACCGGCUGAUAGGGCUGCCGCAGCCACGCCCUAUGGUGGUGUCUGGCAAGAAGGUGGUCCAGACAUUUCACGUGGAGGUGGAGCUCCCUCUGAUGGAUCCGGCGCUGUGGCAGGAUGUGCCCACUCCGCCCCCAACACCGCCUCCCGAGCGGCCCCCAUCACCGCCUCCGGCCGAAGGCAAGAAGGGCGAUGCAGGUGCAAAAGGCUCUAAGAAGGACAGCAAAGGAAAGAAGUCGGCAGGGCAGUCUGACGACGAGGCGGCAGCGGAGACGGAGCCGCCUCCGCCAGACCCCCUGGACGGCGUGGAGGAGGAGCCGGUAGUGUGCAGCAGCUCGUGGUUCCGCACGCCCGACCUACCCUGGGCGAAGCUGCUGGCCUACCCGGAGCCCCUGGAGCUGCCGGCGCCGGCAGAGGACCUCUCCACCUUGCGGGACACCUUCCGCUCACAAGUGCGGGUCAAGGUCGUCCUCCAGCAGUCUUUGCCGCCUGAGAAACCAAAGAAGGCAAAACCGGGAAAGAAGGACGCUCCAGAAGAACCGUGUCGAAUUAAUCGUAAACUAAAUACAGAGGUUGAACCAUUAGAUGUUGAACAAAAUAGAAAGCUAAAUGAAUCAACAAACGCAUGCAUCCACGAAAUUCUUGCCCAGCUGGACGCUGAGAGACAACAGCAAGCUCCAGCUGUGAUGCAACCACCAUAG
Molecule: messenger RNA, 1011 nt
Organism: Schistocerca piceifrons (Central American locust)
Lineage: Eukaryota; Metazoa; Arthropoda; Insecta; Orthoptera; Acrididae
Product: leucine-rich repeat-containing protein 43-like
Exons: 7
Coding region: 1-1011 (336 amino acids)
Biological process (GO): mRNA splicing, via spliceosome
Molecular function (GO): U2 snRNA binding; protein binding
Source: RefSeq, a predicted model, not a curated record